GCGAAGCAACAGUCGAGCGAGUAUAGUGCUGCAGCGAUUGAGAGACGCCUUGUAGCCUCGCGCUUUCAGUGGCAGGGGAAUUCGCGAUGCGUUUGUUUCGCAAGUACUUCAACUUCACUGAAAUCGACUACCAGGAGGCCUUCUCCCUGUUCGACAAUCGAGGCGAUGGCAAGAUCAACAUCUCCCAGCUCGGCGACGUGCUUCGCGCCCUUGGCCAGAAUCCCACCGAGGCUGACGUGAAGAAGUGCUGCCAUCAACUGAGACCUGACGAGCGGAUCAGUUUCGACGUGUUCUUGCCGAUCCUGCAGACAAUCAGCAAGAACCGCAGCACAGACACGGCCGAGGACUUCAUUGAGGGCCUGCGCCACUUUGACAAGGACGGCAAUGGCUACAUCAGCUCAGCCGAGCUGAGGCACCUUCUGACCACCUUGGGUGAAAAGCUGACUGACGAUGAAGUGGAGCAACUUCUUGCCGGCCAAGAGGACUCCCAAGGAAAUGUCCACUAUGAAGACUUCGUGAGAAUGGUGAUGAAUGGCUGAACACUCUCUGACACAACAUCUGCAGAGCUUGCUUCGAUGGAGUCGGCUGUUUAUGAAAUGUGGGGCCAACUGUACAUUCCAGAAAGAAUGUGCUCAGUGCUGCCAAGAGAGGAGACCAUAACUCGGUGCAGGUGUAUUGACUGCAUUGUCAAAUAUGUAUUUAUGCUUCAUGGAUGACCUGGGAAAUAAAAGAAAAUUCUGCAAAGGAAAGAAAGAA
Molecule: messenger RNA, 756 nt
Organism: Rhipicephalus microplus (southern cattle tick)
Lineage: Eukaryota; Metazoa; Arthropoda; Arachnida; Ixodida; Ixodidae
Gene: Mlc-c
Product: Myosin light chain cytoplasmic
Cellular component (GO): myosin II complex
Molecular function (GO): myosin heavy chain binding; calcium ion binding
Source: RefSeq, a predicted model, not a curated record